CAUUCACUCUGGUUCACGGGAGCAUCACCUUCCCGUACACGCGGACCCAGCACCAACGCGCGCGCUUGCCUCCACGCAGUCCUCUCAUUGUCCAUCGCUUUCGCCCAUCUCUCUCUGCGGAGAUAACGAACCCAGAGAGAGAGAGAUAGACAGAGAGGAGGGUGCGGAGGUGACUUAAGGGGGGCGGGGCAGCAACCAAAGGAGCUCUCUUCAUACCACGACAAACUUAAUUGCAAGAUCAACACAAAAGUCGGAGCGCGCUGCUACGGCUGGGGUCGGAGGCAGUUUGCGCGCGUCACCCCCACAGCUCCAUGCAGAACGCACACGGGAGGCACGACGCGCCGGGCUAGAUAGCCUCACCCACGAGCCCGAACACUGAUGCCGCCGCCGCCGUUGCUGCUGCUGCGGAUGAGGAUGGUGAUGAUGGUGGCGAUGGAGGUGCUGCUGCUGAUGAUGGUGAUGAUGGGGGAAGCUGUCGGAGCGCAGGGUUCAGUUGUUCCCAACGACCAAACCAAACCCUGGAAGGUUCCGGACUCCACACACUUCCCCGACUAUGCCACGUCGACCAGCGAAGGCGACUUCCUGACUCUGCUCGAGCCGAUGAACAACAUCACAAGCUCGCUGGGCCACACCGCCAUCCUCAACUGCCGCGUGGCGGGCCAGCCGGCGCCCACCUUCCGCUGGCUCAAGAACGACGCGCCGGUGCUGCAGGAACCGCGCCGGGUGACCGUGCGCCGAACGCCGUUCGGCUCGCGCCUGCGCAUCCAGAACCUGCAUACGACCGACACGGGCUACUUCCAGUGUGUGGCGACGAGCGGCCCGCGCUCCGUCUCCUCCAUGGGCAUCCUCUACGUCAAGUUCGGACCGGUACCGACCCCCAGCUCUGGCAAGGAUGGACACGAUGACGAUGACGACGAAGGAUUUUGUCAGCCGUACCGCGGCAUUGCGUGCGCCCGCUUCAUCGGAAACAGCACGAUCUACGUGGACUCCCUGCAGCAGCAGGGCGAGAUCGAGAACCAGAUCACCGCGGCGCUGACGAUGAUCGGCACGGCGACGCAGCUCUCGGACCGCUGCUCACGCUUCGCUAUCCCGUCGCUGUGCCACUACGCGUUCCCGUCGUGCGACGAGCGCUCGCCCGUGCCGCGACCCCGCGACCUCUGCCGCGACGAGUGCGAGGCGCUGGAGACGGACCUGUGCCUCGCCGAGUACGCGGUCGCUCGCUCCUCACACAUCCUGCUCAUGGCGCUGCGGCUGCCCAACUGCGACGAACUGCCGCCCACCGGCACGCCCGAGGCGGCCAACUGCGUGCGCGUGGGCAUCCCCGCGGCGAAACCCAUUGACCGAGACCACAAGUGCUUCAACGCCAGCGGCGUGGAGUACCGCGGCACGGCGAGCGUGACACGCUCGGGCCACCAGUGCCAGCCGUGGAGCUCGCACUACCCGCACGCCCACGCGCUGCUGCCGGCGCGCCACCCCGAGCUGGCGGGAGGCCACGCGUACUGCCGCAACCCCGGGGCCGAGCGCGAGGCGCCCUGGUGCUUCACGCUGGACGAGUCGGUGCGCGCCGAGGUGUGCGACGUGCCGGCCUGCUCUCCGCGCGAGAACAACAAGAUGGAGAUCGUGUACAUCCUCAUCCCCAGCCUGGCCGUGCCGGCGCUGGUCGCGCUGCUCUUCUUCCUCGUCUGCGUCUGCCGCAACCAGCGCAAGUCGUCGGCGGCGUCGCCCCGCUCGCAGGCCAAGCCGGUGGCGCGCCACGACAUGGAGCUGUCGCUGCUCACGCCGCACAAGCAGCUCAAGCUGCGGGAGCUGCCCCCCUCGUCGCUGCAGAUCCUGGAGGAGCUCGGCGAGGUCCCCUUCGGCAAGGUCUACCGGGGGGUGCUCUACCUGCCCGGGGGGCCCUCGUCAGCUGGGGGGCCCUGCCAGCCCCCCCAGCAUCCCGGAAGCUCCGCGACCGCCCCCCAGCAAGUCGCUGUUAAGACGCUGCGGGACCCGAGCGACGCGCGACUCUGGCAGGAGUUCCUGCACGAGGCCCGCCUGAUGGGCGCGCUGGCGCACCCCAACGUGUGCGCCCUGCUGGGCGUCGUGUCGCCGCCGCCGGCGCCGCCGCAGCAGCAGCAGCAGCCGCCGUGCCUCGUGUUCGAGUAUCCGGCGUGCGGGGCGGGCGGCGCCGGCGGGGCCACCGACCUGCGCGAGUUCCUCAUCUCGGCGGCGACGGCGGCCGGGCGGCGCAGCAACCAGGAGGGCAGCGGCAGCGGCAGCGGCGGCGGCGGAGGAGGAGGCGGCGGCGGCGAGGUGCUCGGCUUCCCCGUGCUGGAGCGCCGCGAGCUGCUCUGCUUCUCCACGCAGGUGGCGGCCGGAAUGGAGUACCUGGCCUCGCGACACUUUGUCCACAGGGAUCUGGCGGCACGCAACAUCCUCGUGUGCGAGCGCCUCCACGUGAAGAUCUGCGACCUGGGCCUGGCGCGCGCCGCCUACAGCUCGGACUACGUGCGCGUGCGCCCCAACUCGCCGCUGCCCGUGCGCUGGGCGCCGCCCGAGGUGGUGUUCCGCGGACAGUUCUCCCCAGAGUCGGACGUGUGGUCCUACGGCGUGCUCCUCUGGGAGGUCUUCUCCUGGGGCCAGCGGCCCUACGGGGGCCGCCCCGACGCCGAGGUGGUGACGGCGCUGGGCGCGCGCCGUCUCCUCUCGUGCCCCGACGACUGCCCGCCGUGCGUCUACGCGCUGAUGCGCGAGUGCUGGCAGGAGGCGCCCGCCAAGCGCCCCCGCUUCGCCGACGUCCACGCACGCGUCCGCGCCUUCUGGGAGGCCUCCUGCGCCGGCCCCGCCGCCGUGGCGCCCGCCGGGCCCGGGGGCGGCUGGCCGGCGAACGGCCAGGCGGCGGCGGGUCGCGAGUGGCAAGGGAACGGCGCCGCCGGAAGGGAGUGGAGCGCGCCCAACGGCCUCCCAUGCGGCGCCCGGGACUGGGUCCAGGACGGGGCGGCCGCCGGCGUGGCGAACGGCCGCUGGGAGGCGACGAGCGCCGGGAAGCCGUCGAUGGCGCUGGGAGCGCCGGGGCCGUGGGACGCCAUGGGCGGCGGCGGCGGAGGAGGCGGCGGCGGUGUCGCCAGCCGCUCGCUGUCGGCCUCCGGGUCGGCCAACACAACGCAGACCACGUCGCUGAGCGCCAGCUCACUGAGCAACUACGCAGGGCCCAUGGCCAUGCAGCCGCAGUACCCGCCCGUGCCGCACCUGCAGCACCACCAGCAGCACCACCAGCAGCACCACCAACAGCAGCACCCGCAGCACCAGCAGCAGCACCAGCAGCAGCACCCGCAGUUUUACCACCACUACGGUUACCCCAUGCCGGGCGGCCACCCGGCAGCGCAGGCUGCUGCUGUAGCUUACUCCGGCCGGUACGCUCUACCCAACAGCGCGGCGGCAGCGGCCGCAGCGGCCGCGGCGGCGGCGCACUACCCGCCGUACCACCCGGCGCUGCAGCACCACGGAACGGCCUGCCCCGUGGCCAGCGUGAGCGCCAGCGCGAGCAAGACGAGCCGAUCCCACAGCAGCGCCAGCGGGUCGACCAGCACGGGCCACGGCGCUUCCUCGCACGCCGAGCGGGCCCACCACGCAGCGUCGGCGGGGCCGGCGGCGGGAGUCCACGGCCACGGAGGGGCCGACGGUCACAUCACCUCCACGGCCAGCUCCAACCAGAGCUCCAACACGCCGCUGCUGCGGCAAGACGGCGACGAGGGGGACGACGAUGAUGACGGCGACGAGGAGAUGGGCGAUUACGGGGGGCGCGACGGCCCGCCGCCGCAGCAGCAGCAGCAGCAGCGUUACACUCACGCCGGCACCCCCUAUGCUGCGGGCAGCCUCUCGCCGGCCUCCCAGAGUGCUGUGCAGCAUCACCACCAAGUGCUGCCCCCCCCCUUGGGCUCCCAGCAUGCCGCUGGGCAGCAGAAGGAAGAGGAGGAUUCUGACGAGACGGCCCUUCUGGAGGACAGCGACGGGCCGACGGCGAAUGAACUCUCCAUCAAGGCCGAGCUGUGAUUCGCCGCUUAUCAUCGCAGCACGUCAGAUGCUUAGUUUAUUAUCAUUAUCGUCCGUUAUUAAUGAUAUAAUCCGUAAAUGGUCAUAGGUAUUGCACAAUCUGCCAGAAUUUAUUGGCAGGUGCAAGACUCCCAUCUGUGUGAGGGGGGGGGAUACCUUGCGCCCAUAAUCUUUGAAGCCGCAGCUCCGUCGCCCGAUGCCCUCUCAGAGUCGUGUGCAACAGAGAGGGCGUCGGUGCAGUCAAUACCUUACUUCAAGGAACCACUUGGCAAGUCAUGAAGCUGAGCGGGCGUAAACCAUCGUCCGUGAACUGUGACAGAACAGCGCCGCUGCGUCCCGACCACUAGACGCAUCCACCCUCGCGAGAGCCUUGACGGAUGAACCCACAAAGCAUGAACUUUGCACCAAGAGAGUCGCGCAAAUCCAGGCGGGGACUUUUUGUAACGGAAGGGAGCGAGUUGACGGAUAAAAUGAAAGCGUGAACUCGGAGCCGCGCGGCAACAACCGCGAGCGGCCCGUGAAAGCGUGACGUGUUCGUGAAACCCGUCAUCGCUCCGAGCCGGCUUGCAGAGCAGCACGACGGGCUGGGGCGAGUUCCAAACGAGAAACACAAAAACGUGUGCUGCGAUUCCGGAAUGCCGGCACGGCGGUCGGCGCGCCGUGCCAGUGGUGGGAGUUAACCUUGCUAUGCAAUGACGUGGGCGCAGCUGCAAACCCGCUCUUCGCUUUGCCACCCAGCACAGCGGCGCUCCGCGCAAUCGUUUCAAGAAACCGAUCGUUUAUAUAUCUGAUUUUUUUACAUAUAUAAUUUGACAGCGUAGAAUUCGCUUCGCUGCGUGCACCUGCGCACACAGCGUACACGCGGGCCUCGGCCGAUUUUAAUAAUUACUCGUGGCUGCCAAUUGCGCGCGCUCUUAAAUAAUAACACACGAGCAAGCGUAGGCUAGGGCGCUCUCGCGCCACCUUCGCCAACCCGCGCACGCUGCCAAGCCGACGCCGCGAUUGGCCGAUGCGUUUCGGUCGCUCUCGUAGCACACCGCGGCGCCAGCGGCUACUGCCGGAGGCGGCGGGCGGGCGGGAGCCUUGGUCAUGUGCCGGGGUCCAGCGGUGUGGAGCGUGUCCCGGGGCACGGUGCUAACUGACGCCAAGGGGCUUGCGGCGACCGUCAGCCGCGGACCGAGAGCGGCCGACUGGCGUGCGUCGUGUGGGGCAAUAAGACGAGGAGCGUUUUUGACGGCGGCUUUUUUACAGAGAACAAAAACCGUGUGGGUUGGUGUUAAACAUUAAACAUUGGCGAUCGUUCCUGCGGCAGUGGAGAGGGCACGGCGGGGGGCGGGGGGUGAUCCUUGUAUUGUGUUUCCAGAUGCCAUCGCCACGACCUCCUCGUUUCCAAAUACCCCCCCCCCCCUCCGCUCGUCCACUCGUGUGGAGUCACCGGAGCCCACUUUCUCGCUGGGAGAUUUUCCACGUCCACUGUCGCGCGACGGCGCCCUCCGAGCGGAAGAGAGCCCCCGGCCCCGCGUGUGCCUUGCAGAGAGAGAGAGAGAGAGCCGGUGGUUAAUCGCGGCCCUCUUCACUGGAACGUUUUUUUAGUUCCUCUUUCCACACACUGAAUGUUAUAUUUUUUUUAUCUUUUAAUUCCCCUCGCCCCCUCCGCAAAAAAAUUGUAUUGACCCAUGUACAGUCUCUAUCGCAACGACAAAUCGUGUUUUUAUGGUGUGUGCGCUGUAUAUAGGGAGAUGCCCCAGCGGCAGAGUGAGCGGCUCGCGAACGGAAGGUCGCGAGUUCAAAUCCUGAUGGAUGGGGUCGGGGGGGGGGUCGACUCGGCCCAUCAUCCCCUCUCCGGGGUGAUAAAAUGAGCACCGCUUUGUAGGAGCGAGUCAACAGAGAUUGUGUUUUGUGGGUAGACUCGCCCUUGCCACAGCAAUGAGGAAUUCCCACCACUGGCUGCUUGCAGGGCUGUCAAACGAGAGAUGUUCGUUUGAUACGGGAGUGGUGGGGGU
Messenger RNA from Lethenteron reissneri (Far Eastern brook lamprey), 6035 nucleotides. It is a transcript of the gene ROR1, whose product is annotated as receptor tyrosine kinase like orphan receptor 1. Gene Ontology annotation, biological process: multicellular organism development; cell surface receptor protein tyrosine kinase signaling pathway; protein phosphorylation. Gene Ontology annotation, cellular component: signaling receptor complex; plasma membrane. Gene Ontology annotation, molecular function: transmembrane receptor protein tyrosine kinase activity; Wnt-protein binding; ATP binding. The record is from RefSeq and is a predicted model, not a curated record. Lineage: Eukaryota; Metazoa; Chordata; Hyperoartia; Petromyzontiformes; Petromyzontidae.